CAUCAGUCAUCAACCUUCUCGUUACAGUACUGCUACUACUAAAUUAGGAUUGGUACUAUUAAGCUUUUCGGUUUAAAUCGACUUGGGUUAUACUGCACUUGUGCUAGUAGUUUUCCGUUGCAAUGGCAGGCUUAAAGAGGAAAAGAGGCCGAAAACCCAAAAAUUCCAUUGCUCAGAACGCCAACACCACUACUUCCACCGCCGCCGUGUACGACGGCGGAAUACCUCCAAACCCUACUUCCGAAGCAACCAGCCAAGAACCUCCUACCCUACGCCGGGGCCGCGGCCGCGGCCGUCCCAAGAAACAAGUUGAGGACCCCAAGAACGAUGGUGGAGCAUCACCGGAGAGACGGGGCUCGAGGUUGCCUGAUCAUGCUCACAUCAAUGGCGGCGGAGGGGAAGGGGAGUUUCUGGCUUUCGCGGCUGCUCCCACCGGCGACCCCAGGCAUGCGGCGGAGGUGGCCCACUCGGCGGCUAAGGCCGUGCCGUCGAUGGACGCUGUGGUGAAGGUCUUCUGCGUGCACACUGAGCCGAAUUUCUCGCUGCCAUGGCAGAGGAAGCGGCAGUACAGCUCCAGCAGCAGUGGGUUCAUCAUUGGAGGCCGGAGAGUCCUCACCAAUGCUCACUCUGUGGAGCAUCACACUCAAGUCAAGCUUAAGAAACGCGGUUCUGAUACUAAAUACUUGGCUACCGUCCUUGCUAUUGGCAACGAAUGCGACAUCGCUAUGCUGACUGUGAGCGAUGAUGAAUUCUGGGAAGGAGUUACACCAGUUGAAUUUGGAGAUUUACCUGCAUUGCAAGAUGCUGUGACUGUUGUCGGUUACCCUAUAGGGGGCGAUACAAUCUCAGUGACAAGUGGAGUUGUUUCGCGCUUGGAAAUUCUUUCUUACGUUCAUGGGUCUACUGAGCUUCUUGGACUGCAGAUUGAUGCUGCCAUAAACUCUGGUAAUUCAGGUGGCCCUGCCUUUAGUGAUAAGGGCAAAUGCGUGGGUAUUGCAUUUCAGUCUCUCAAAUAUGAGGAUGUCGAGAAUAUUGGUUACGUGAUACCAACACCAGUAAUCAUGCAUUUCAUUCAAGAUUACCAAAAGAAUGGGGCAUAUACAGGAUUUCCUGUGCUUGGGGUUGAGUGGCAGAAGAUGGAAAAUCCUGAUCUGCGCAUGGCAAUGGGCAUGACAUCUAACCAAAAGGGUGUACGCAUACGAAGAAUUGAGCCCACUGCUCCAGAAUCUCAUGUUUUGAAGCCUUCUGAUGUCAUUAUCAGCUUUGAUGGGGUGAAUAUUGCAAAUGAUGGAACAGUUCCUUUUAGGCAUGGAGAGCGCAUUGGUUUUAGUUAUCUUGUCUCGCAAAAAUACACCGGAGAUAGUGCUGCAGUCAAAGUGCUCAGGAACUCUGUGAUGUUCGAGUUCAGUAUAAAGCUGGCAACUCAUAAAAGGCUUAUUCCAGCCCACAUAAGGGAGAAACCACCUUCUUAUUACAUUGUUGGUGGAUUUGUCUUUACAGCUGUUUCUGUCCCAUAUUUACGUUCAGAGUAUGGUAAAGAAUACGAAUUUGAAGCUCCUGUUAAAUUGUUGGACAAACAUCUGCAUGGUAUGGCACAGUCAGUUGACGAACAAGUUGUUCUUGUUUCUCAGGUGCUUGUCGCUGAUAUCAACAUUGGUUAUGAGGAAAUAGUCAACACACAGGUUAUGGCUUUCAACGGAAAACCCGUCAAAAACCUGAAAAUCUUGGCUGCGAUGGUGGAAGCCUGUGAUGAAGAAUUUUUGAAGUUCGAUCUUGAAUAUGACCAGAUUGUGGUUCUCCAGACUAAAUCUGCAAAAGCAGCAACAGCUGACAUUCUAGCGAUGCAUUGUAUACCUUCGCCGAUGUCUGAUGAUCUCAAGACAUGAAAGCAGGUUGCAGAUAUCGAUUGUUUCUUUUGGUUACUUGUAUCACAAGAAGAUGCUUCCCUACUCCGCGCAUCUGAUGAUCGUGUGACAACAUGAUGUUUGAUUGAGGUUUUCCGUAUUACAGCUUAAUUCAUCUUGCAUCAGAAUGUAGGGAAGUACAGUUUUGUAGAUCAUUUAGUUCUAUUCAGGGGUUCAUGUAAAACACGGAAGCCAAUGUUUGAUGCGUCUGCACACCACCUUACUGGUUAUACAAGUGCAAUAGGUAGUUAUAUACAAAUAGAGAUGACUAGCUUUAGUUAAUGUAUAGUUAAAGGGGGAUAUCAAUCUCUGGUCUUUUACUUGUUUUAAGCGUUGUAAUUUUGUAACAACGGAAGCUUGUGGUUUGCAGAGGUCUCCAGAAAACUAAUAUCAUCACAUUCUUCCAUCU
Messenger RNA from Coffea eugenioides, 2313 nucleotides. RefSeq names its product protease Do-like 9. Gene Ontology annotation, biological process: proteolysis. The transcript has 10 exons. The coding region runs from base 123 to 1886 and encodes 587 amino acids. Lineage: Eukaryota; Viridiplantae; Streptophyta; Magnoliopsida; Gentianales; Rubiaceae. The record is from RefSeq and is a predicted model, not a curated record. Gene Ontology annotation, molecular function: serine-type endopeptidase activity; protein binding.